Messenger RNA from Olea europaea var. sylvestris, 1643 nucleotides. Its product is annotated as O-acyltransferase WSD1-like. Gene Ontology annotation, biological process: triglyceride biosynthetic process. Gene Ontology annotation, molecular function: diacylglycerol O-acyltransferase activity; long-chain-alcohol O-fatty-acyltransferase activity. Gene Ontology annotation, cellular component: plasma membrane. The transcript is spliced from 5 exons. Lineage: Eukaryota; Viridiplantae; Streptophyta; Magnoliopsida; Lamiales; Oleaceae. The coding region runs from base 34 to 1449 and encodes 471 amino acids. The record is from RefSeq and is a predicted model, not a curated record.
CUAAAUUAAUUUCAAGGCGUUAAUCGAGAACACAUGGAGUUUGAGCAAGGUGAAGCUCUUGAGCCAAUGAGUCCUAGUGCCCAAUAUUUGAAAAGCUCAGUGUUAUCACUAACUAUUUUAGGCAUUUUGGAAUCAGAAGUUCCCAUUGAUGAUUCCGUGACAAUGCCACUCGUCAAAGAUGUGUUCUUACCCAUAAAUCAUCGGUUCUCCUCAAUCAUGGUUUCUGAGAAGAGAGGAGCAAAGAAAUGGAAGAGGGUGGAGGUAAAUCUAAACGAUCAUGUAGAGAUGCCUGUUUUCCCCACUGGGAGGUCAACAGAUUAUUAUGAUGAGGUCUUCAAUGACUAUUUAUCAAAACUUGCAAUGGAACAAUUUCCUCCAAAUAGACCUCUGUGGGAAAUUCACAUAUUUAAGUACCCAACAAAAAAUGCAGCGGGAAAUGUGAUAUUCAAGCUUCACCAUUCACUUGGAGAUGGCUAUUCUUUGAUGGGAGCCCUUCUCUCCUGUCUACAAAGAGUUGAUAAUCCUUCUCUUCAAUUGACAUUCCCUUCGCGUCAGUCUAACUUCCAGCAUAAUCGUAACAGCCAUGGCUUUUGCCAGCGUGUGCCCCGUUUUUUUUCAGGGUUUAUUAACACUGCUUAUGAUUUCGUAUGGAAUGUCUUGAAGAGCAGUUUGAUUAAGGAUGACAAAUCGCCUAUUAGAUCCGGGGAUGAUGGAGUGGAGUUUCGGCCAAUUGCUAUAACUACUACUACAUUUUCCAUUGAUCACAUCAAACAAAUCAAGGACAAGCUUAAAGUGACACUUAAUGACGUGAUUACUGGGAUAAUCAUAUUCGGAAACCGAUUAUACAUGCAAAAAGUGAAUGAAGAUUCACGCAAAGCCAAAUGUACAGCACUUGUAUUACUCAACACUCGAGCCACUGUCGGUUAUAAAUCAGUGAGUGAGAUGAUCAAACCCAAUGCAGAAAUGCCAUGGGGCAAUCGUUUCGCAUUCUUACAAGUUCCUAUUCCGAAGUUGACUGCUUCUGAUUUAAACAACCCACUCAAAUUUGUCAAGAAAGCACACCAACUGAUAAAAAGGCAAAGAAAUUCUGCAGCAGUUUAUCUAACUGGCCAGUUUCUUGAUGCCAUCAGAAAAAUUAGAGGUCCUGAGGCAACUGCACGAUGCAUAUGCAACACGUUAAAGAAUUCGAGCAUGGGAAUAUCAAAUAUGAUAGGACCUGUGGAACAAAUGGCUAUAGCUAAUCAACCAGUUAAAGGAUUGUACUUUGCAGUGGUAGGGGCACCUCAGAACCUUUCAGUAACAGUGAUGAGUUAUGUGGGAAAGCUGAGAAUUUGCUUGGCUGUGGAGAAAGGUUUCAUUGACCCUGAUAAGUUCAAGUCUUGUCUCGAAUAUGCCUUGGAGGCCAUUUCGAAAGCAGCAAUAGAAUCUCCUCCUCAAACAAAAUUAUAGGAGGCUUUAGAAUUAUUCAAGUCAAGUUUCUGACUUCAUUUUAAUUUUAUUAAAAAUAAGAGCCCAUUUCAUAUACUAAAUAAUUUAUAGUCGAGUAUUGAUUCGACUAACAGUUAUCAAGUUCGAUCCAAUAAUUAUGACUGCAUAUGUUAAACUCGACAAAAUUAAACCAGUUUAAAGAAGAUUUACACGUG